GGCACCAUGUUGGCGAUUAAGUAUAUGGGCAGGCCGUACGAUGGCAACGGAGGAACUGUUGUGCAGACUGCGUCCAUAGCUGCUUUUAUGGGAAAUUUGUUUAUAUGUCCAAUAUACAGAUCUACAAAACGGGCCAUCGUAGAAUUCACCAGAGCGAUCGGCGACAAGAAAUCAUUCGAACAUUUAAACGUCAGAAUUAUGGCGCUGUGUCCGGGAUACGUAAGGACGCCAAUGAUCGAAGGCGACAGGUCCAGUGUGUACUUGAUCAAAGAGUACGGUAAAAAAGCAAACGAAAUGGUGGCCACGUUACCGGUGCAAAUACCCGAAAGUGUAGCAAAAGGGUUAAUCGAAAUACUAAAACACGGUGAAACCGGCGACUGUUGGAUAGUGGAAAACGAUGAAAAACCGCGACCGGCUAACUUACUCGACAUACCGUACUGAUGAAACUAUAGAUUGAUAAUGAAUAAUCAUAGAAUUUUUAUCGAAUUUGAAUUUAUAUAAAACAGUUAUUAUUAAUUUUUCAAGUAUAAAACGGAGAG
This is a messenger RNA of Adelges cooleyi (spruce gall adelgid), 539 nucleotides long. Its product is annotated as fat body protein 2-like. The record is from RefSeq and is a predicted model, not a curated record. Gene Ontology annotation, molecular function: oxidoreductase activity, acting on the CH-OH group of donors, NAD or NADP as acceptor. Gene Ontology annotation, cellular component: cytoplasm. The coding region runs from base 7 to 441 and encodes 144 amino acids. NCBI's taxonomy places the organism in Eukaryota, Metazoa, Arthropoda, Insecta, Hemiptera, Adelgidae. The transcript has 3 exons.